AUGACCCACCGAAGCUUAAGCUACAGUGGAUUGGACGAAAUCGACACUGGGCUCCAACGCCCACGAAGCACUCCGAUCCAAUUCCGGAACGGAUCAACGGAAAGGAAGGGGGAACCAAGGACACGGAUCCCACCACCGAACAAUUCUAUCUCCGAGAAUCGAACUCCAUCCGCAACGAGGACCUUUCAUCAAACGGGAUUCGAUAACCUAACGGAACAAGCUCGGAGACAUGAUCUUCGCGGUCCCGUCAAUAUCGACCCCCAAAGGGAAGACUUAGGGAUCCCGACCGAAACUGGGACGUUUCAUAAUUAUAUCGAAAGGAACGACGCCGAGCUCAAAAGGAUACAUGCGAUCGUGCAUAUGGCAACAAGCUCUGCCCCGGAUAUCAACAUGGUCAUCGAGGAAACGAGAAGGACUCCAUUCACAAACAAACUUGCCAGCGUAAGGCUGCAUCACGUCGGGAAACUGAAAUUCCCCGAAUACGCCAGAAACACAGACCCGAAGGCCCAUGUACGAGCCUUCCGUUUAGCAAUAUCAAGAGCACACCUCACCGACGAUGAAAAAGAAGCAGGUUACCGCCGCUUCUUCGCCGAGAACCUCAUCGGGCCUCGCUCGAGUGAGAUAAGAGUUACCGAAGCAGAUCUCUGGAAUCUCAAACAAGCGCCUUUCGAGCCAUUAAAAGCAUACAUAAACAAAUUCAGAGAAAUCAAGGCCAAGAUCUCACAUCUGAACGAGGUCGUUGCCCUCGCGGCAUUAAAGAAUGGUGUCUGGUUCUCAUCCAAGUUCAGGGAAGAAUUGGCAGUACGAGCACCUAUUUCGUUGGAUGACGCCCUACACCGAGACUCUUAUUUCGCCAGACACGAGGAGGAGGUCGCAGCCUUGAAAAAACAGUAUAGCGCGAACAAGAACAACGCAACCAAAAAGCCUGCUACUUCUAAAGAUCCAACCACCAAAGGGCAACAUUCCUACGCAAUAAAUAAUUCUCCACAAAAGUCUUCAACAUACGACCUCAUCAAAUACUGCACCUUCCAUGACCGCAAGGGCCACUCGACCGAAGAAUGUCAAACCGCACUUCGCAGUCAAAACGAAAAUAAGAAAACCACUGAAGAAGCCGGAGAAGAAGAAGAAGAGCCAGUGACUCCAAAAUCCAACCGAAAGGCCAAAGUCCCAACAAACAAAAGAGGUAGGGAGAUCGAGCAUGAAUCACCGAGCUCUCAACCCCCAGCUCCGAAGAAAAGAGUCGACAUGAUUUCGUGGGGGCCAAACAACAAUGCAACCGACAAAAUCAAGAGCCAGACCGAAGGGAAAGUUCGUUUCAAGAUCACAAUAGCAAUCCGCACAUUGGAAAAAACCGAUGAAGCCACUACCCCUCCCAUUGUCACUCAGUACAACCUAAACACAGAGUCCCCUCGCGGAAAAAUCCCCAACUUCAAAAGAAAGAAUAAAAUGACCAAAAUUCGCGAGCUAUUAAAAAAACCGAUUGCCCAACAGAUUAAGAAAAAAGACUGA
Brassica napus (rape) is the source of this 1509-nucleotide messenger RNA. RefSeq lists its product as uncharacterized. The transcript is spliced from 2 exons. Bases 1 to 1509 code for a protein of 502 amino acids. NCBI's taxonomy places the organism in Eukaryota, Viridiplantae, Streptophyta, Magnoliopsida, Brassicales, Brassicaceae. The record is from RefSeq and is a predicted model, not a curated record.